Messenger RNA from Chilo suppressalis (striped riceborer), 5587 nucleotides. The record is from the annotation of a GenBank genome assembly. NCBI's taxonomy places the organism in Eukaryota, Metazoa, Arthropoda, Insecta, Lepidoptera, Crambidae.
UUCGUAAUUUCGUAGAUCGACUUUUGUUGUGUUGUUUUGCGAUUGCGGGUUGUUGUUUUUCUGGGUCUUUCUUCUAUUCAAGGGACUUAGAACUAUUAAUGUUUAAACAAAACUUUUGCAUCGAGCCCCAAAAUGUCUGCAAAAUCAGAUAUAUUGAAAGACACUGUGACGGUGUUAAUUAAUGCUGUUGGUGAUAGUGACAAUACAGUCAAUAAUGUUGUUAUCAAAUCUUUAUCAAAGGUAGCAAAUAUUUAUCCUAAUGAAGUUAUAGAAAUAUUUUGUGAAUUCUAUAAAAACACGGUCAAAGUUAAUACGACACAGCUGGGAAAUAUUGUGAAAGUUUUAGAGCAAACAUGUGUAAACCAGGUAAAGAAACUAAAAGAAAAUGUGGCUACCGAGUUAGUCAACUCUAUGCUCCGCGCAAUGUCAGAGAAUCCACAAUAUGAGCCCACAGUGCAACUUGGAGCGUCAUCUGUUUUAGUGGCUAUUGGACAUGAACAUUUGGACUUGGUGCUCCGUCUGCUGAUCAACCAACUUUCGCCUGCCUCCGUUCCGCAUUACACCAUCGCGCACACUCUUGGCACGCUGGCGGCUGUGAACACUCACGCUGUGGUGCCACACGUCAAGGAAAUCCUCGGCAAGAUGCUGCCGCUAUUACCACUCGUACGCAACGAUGCGGUCAAGCAGGCGUUCGCUUACGCUUUCGGCCAUUUUGCGGUUGCAGUUUCUGAACAAAUUGGUGACAACGUGGAGAGUGGCAAUAUAACAUCAAUAAAAGAAAAUUUUGUCACGGAAUUUUCUAUUAUAUUCGACGUGCUGUACAAUCAGUGGUUAACACACAACGAGCCAAAAGUUUCCGAAUCUGUCCUAGAAGCCCUCGGCCCUAUAACCAGACUCAUUUCCGAAAGGCAAUUCAAUGAGACUGUCAACAAAUUUGUGCUUUCACUACUGUCUUUGUACAGAAAACCGGCUAUAAAUUUCUACUAUAUCAGUCAAUGUAUAUCGUAUUUACUGUCGCCAUCGCCGUUAAAUCCUAAAUUGAGUUUGAAUGACAGUGUAAUAAAUUCUAUAAACCACGUCCUUUUUAAUUUGAUUGUGUUGGAACCUGAUUACGACCAACCCCACACUGUCAAAAACCACUUUGAAGUGCUUCGCUGUUUCGAUCAUAUGGCCGAACAGUUUUCAGAUCAAACGAUUGAAAGUCUGCUACAUCAAUGUAAAAAUAACCACGAAAAAGAUCGCAUGAAAGCGGUAAUCAUUUUAACUCAUUUGACGACUUCUUCGCAAGUUUUCACAGAGACAUAUUCCACAAAAUUUAUAAAUAUACUAAAAGUUAUGACUACUAUGGAACAAGGAUUAAAAAUGAAAAAGUUACUCGUGAAAGCAAUCGUUGGUCUGGUGUAUAGAAAUUGUAUUAUAAACUCUGAAGAUUUCACAAUGGUGGAAUUCAUAAUUAAGAAUUGUGGUUGCGAGGCGCCAGCAAACGUGUCGAAACAAGAAAUAAUGGAGUUACAUGAUACUUGUAAGAGCUCCUUGAUACUUAUGUGCAAUACAGUAACAGGUGUUCGCACACAGCUUAGGAGUUUGCUCUUGACAGCAUUGACAGUUGAAGAUUUUACUCCAUCUUUAUCAACAAUAAGCUUAUGUCUAACAUCACUCUUACAAAACAAUUCUGACGCUAGUGGUGACGAUCAAAGAGAAAAAUUACCUGAAGUAAAAUACUCACCCGAUUUAGUAUUCGUGCGUUGUAUAACUUAUGUCGCUGAUCCUGAAGAAAUAGAACGAAAUAAGAACCUCCUGGUUUUCCUGGAAGAAUAUUCAGGGGACGUCCAUAAGAAUCUGAAAAACUCUUGGACGGUGGAAAUACAAAGACUCCUAAAGUACGUCGAAAAGAUUGAAUCUAAAGAACAGUGGCAUGACAUGUUAUUGGUUCUUUUAGUAUCGGCGGUGGAACAGGUGAAUAGCAAUAAAUGGGUUGAAAGCAUAUCUCAAAUGAUAUCAUCGCAGAUUCUUUCAAAGAAACAGCCACCCAUAAUAAAAGGAGUUUCUCUACAAUAUUUAGCCAUAUUAGCGUGUCACAUGUCUAAUGCUGCGGUGGUGGAAAACGUUUUGAAGAUAAUCUUAUUUGCUCUUAAAUCAAUUCCAGUGGAUAGUGUCGAAUACGUGAGUAAAGCAAUAGGUAUAGCGUCGCGACAACAUGGAGAGUUUGUCCUUAAUGAACUUGAUGCCACGUACAAAGAAAACGAGUCAAAACGCAGCAGUAAGAUUAUGCAUUUUUUGUCCUCGCGUACCUCGAAAAACGAUGCUGAAGUAAGUGUAGUCAAGUAUGCUUUGAUAACAUCAUAUGGAAAAGUUGCUUCAGAAUGCCUUGACGUACAUGUUUUGGCUAGAUUAGGUGAAAACGUUACCUCGAUAUUGUAUGAAAUUUUGAAGUCUAAUCCUCCUUUCGAUAUGUGUAACGCUACUGUUGCGACCCUCUACCACAUAAGCAAGGCGUUGUAUCCUGCGGCACACCAUAACGUAGCAUUGAGGAAUAGGUGGCAGCUCUUAAAUGCUGUUUUAGAACAAAUAUACAAUCCCAAUUUAGAAAAAAGAAACGUAGAGCUCUAUCCUAUUAUAGUAAAAGCUUCAAAAGCCCUAACUAAAUUACAAAAAGGAAUUCUUCCUGAAGAAAGAAAUACGAUAAUACGUGUGUUUUUCAACAGCAUAUUUGAAGAAUUAUCUUCCUUUAAGAAGAAAUAUGAAAUCGAAGGCAACGGUGAAAAAAAUGACCUUCUUGCCAAGACAUUAAAUGAUAGUCUUACACUACUCCAUCAACUGAUAAAAGAGCUGAUAAUACAGUCUACAUGUCUUAGUACCAUUGACGAUCUAGUUGGCUUAAUCAUUGAAUGGCUCCGACACGAAAAUGACGAAAUUCGUACUGCGUCUGUUUUGAUUUUGCAAGUUAUAUUUGAUUCUUACUUCAAAAAUGUCAAACUGAAUUAUGAAACUCCAAGUAAAUUCGGUCAGAUGGGUUAUUUGCUAGGCCUAGUAGUGCCUGGUGUAUCUGAUACGAACUUUGCCGUAAGGCUGACUACUAUAGAUUGUAUAAAACUAAUAAUCCAAAUACAGGAUUUGUAUGAGGGAAUCACUAUAGAACCUAACGACCCGUGUAUGGGAAAGCUUACUGCUUUGCAAAAUAACGUACUGACGAAUGAUAUUAAUAUGAUAUGUGACUAUUGCGUGGUGUUAUGUGAUACUAUUUCACCGAAAAUACCACAUCAUCACACGAUGCAGUUUAUUGAAAGCUUGUUGGAAAACUAUGAAAACCAUGAGUACAGAAAUGUGGGUAUUAGUGCUAUUCUUGACGCGUUCCUAAUCAAAAAGGGACAAGACCUGUUCCAAAACGUAGAAAGGAUAGUGGAGGUUAUGCUGAGGACCAUGGAUGCGGUUGGGGAUGAGCCGAGCUGGAGGUUGAUGAAGCCGAUGACUUCAUUGGCUCGACAUCAUUCAAAUGCUGUCACUGCUGUACUUUUGGCACAAAGAAUUCCAUUCAAACCAUGCGUAGUGUCUUGUUGGAGGCACUUGGCGCGUGACGAAACCCUUGGAUCGCUGAUAGUCGACAACUUUUUGAGACUGAUGACUUCAAUAGAGCUUUACGAAGACCCGUAUCAUAUCACGGAUAAUCAUAUAGCUGCCCUCCAGCCGUUGACUCUAGUCAGCGCUUUGGGAGAAAUGCUUCAAGAAGAGGCCAUGGAUUCAACAUGUGUAUCGAAGUUCCCAGAUAUGUUCUGCGUCCUGUACACCACCCUUGCCUGCUACAUAGAAGCGGAGCCCCCUGCGUAUUCCCUGCCUGCGAACAAAACGCAAGAACGGUUCGGAUAUAUUCCCAACAGGGAUGCUAUAAAGCUCUCCCCGGCUAAGAUUACAGUUAACACAUUCAAUGCCUUCCUCGAACGGGCGGGUUGUCAAAAGGUGAGGGAAGCCUGCUCUUUGUGCCUGAGCGUGGAGCACGGUGACUCGGCAUCUACCCUAGUGGAGUUAGCUCCGAUACUAGGUGGGGCAUUGAGUAGGGAAUGCCCUCAACAUUUGGCCCGCCUCGUGUCGAAGGCGGCUGGAUACGCUCGAUCGCCUUUACCGCCGCAAAGGGCCGCGGCUUUGGCACUGCUUGCAGAUUUGCUCAACUACAGAUGCAACGAAAACGACGUGCUAAUAGAGACGGUGCUGGCCACUCUGAACACUGGCUGGAAAGACGAAUCAAGUCGCGUGCGAGCGGCCUGCAUGCGCGGCGCUGCCAAUGUAGCGAGACUGACGCCCGCACAUCGCGCGCGCGCCUUGCCGCCCGCCCUCGCCGCGCUCAGCCACGGCGUCGACGCGCCCUACACACUGUCGGUAUCAGACAACGUGCCACUAGCAGCCAUCCAAAGUCUCACCAGACUGCUAUCGGAGACCGAUGAACUCGACAAAGAGUUCGAGCGGGAACUGCUCUCUAUAUCGCAGAAGAUACGGCCGUUUAUGAACACGGACUGUGCACUGUUAAGAGAAAGCUCCAUAAGGCUGUUUGGGGUUAUAGCAGGAAGAGUGUCUGAGCCGUUAAUCGAUCAGGCUAUUGCGUCAUUACCGUGCUUCUUGCUACAUCUGUGCGAUGUCAAUCCAGCUGUGGUUAGGGCCAGCAAGUUCACACUGAAGCAAAUCUUCAAGAUUUUCAACGUGAAAAAGUCAAACGACCUCGUCCAGACUCACCUCCUGGACGAAGGCAGGUUGUACCUGGACGAGUUCUUAGCGGCGCUGGUGCGGCAGUUGGCGGAAGAGAUGCCUUCCAGUGUGCCACGAUGUCUGCAGGCCGCGGUUAACUAUCUGCAUUGCCAGCAGGAGCAUAUGAAGCCACGACCGCCAUUGUUACUGGGACUCCUGUACGCUGAGCUGUACCGCAUAAGGGAGAAGACCUUCGAAGACAUGGAAUUGGACCCCGACGUGACUCGCAACGCGCGCGCCCGCCUGCUGCAACUAGUCAAAGACACUAACCCACAGGUCCGACAAAAUGCAGCACUUGCUCUGGCCAACGUCUGCCUUGUAGACGCGCAAGAUGUAUGACGGUGCGUGCUUCACAUGUUGCCUUUCUGGGAUGGGAGGUUUGUCAUCAGGAUCAAUUAGUGUUUACUUCUACCGACGAUAUAUUGUAAGAUUAACUUUGUUACUCAGAAAUCACGCAAAUUCAUUUAAUAUUUCAUUAAGUCACGUGUUCUCUCAUUCUAUUGAAACCGCAAAUUACGUGACAGCAUAAACUUUAAAUAAAAUAAGUUUCAACGGUAUCGAUGCACUGAUUUUAUUUAUUUAUUGACGUUUCGUCGUCUGAAUAAUGAUUUUAUUAUACAAUUGAAACGUGUUUUAUUUAAUGAGUGAUGUGCGUGAAAACCUAAGAAACAAAUAGCAUUAACUUUAGUCAAACUUAAAAGUUAAAUGAGUUCUCUGAAUGCGGCGAUGAAUUUUGGAAAAGCUGCUGUUUUACGAGUUGAUUUGAUCAUCGAGAUCGAUCGAAUGCUUACGAUGACUGUGAUCACAUUCUAAAUUCUUUUUGGUGUUCAUUAUCUUAAAAUUAGCAGAUUUU